Microthlaspi erraticum is the source of this 300-nucleotide messenger RNA. The record is from the annotation of a GenBank genome assembly. Lineage: Eukaryota; Viridiplantae; Streptophyta; Magnoliopsida; Brassicales; Brassicaceae.
AUGUAUAUAUGGGCGAAGUCGCGUAGGGUUUUCUUCAUGCCGGAAAAGGAAAGUUUCCAUGAGCCGAGCCUUCUUCUCCACGUCGUGUAUGGGCCGACAUUGUACCAAGGAAAGCUCCAAACAUUAGCCAGGCCUCUUCUCUAUUCGAUCAAGGCCUUUGGCGCUGCUGCUCGGGCCAUUAGACACUCCAAAUCCUCCAUGGGCUUCGUUUACUCGCUUACCGGACAUGUCUCGGUAGAAAAUAAGUUCCGGCCUAUAGUUGAUCCAAAUGGCUUCAUUCCACUUCGACGUGAUGCAUGA